Colletotrichum phormii is the source of this 401-nucleotide messenger RNA. RefSeq lists its product as uncharacterized. NCBI's taxonomy places the organism in Eukaryota, Fungi, Ascomycota, Sordariomycetes, Glomerellales, Glomerellaceae. Bases 51 to 302 code for a protein of 83 amino acids. The transcript has a single exon. The record is from RefSeq and is a predicted model, not a curated record.
AGGCAAGGUACCUUGGACACCAAGAGGUACAUCCGAAAUCCUAGGGACGAAUGAUGCGCAGAUGGGAGAACUGCAACUACACCUCAGGUACCUACCUACUCACCAUUCUCAUCAUCGUGUUCCUAAUCCUCCAUGGAGUUGAAGGAUGUACCCAAUGCAGAGAGCAAUCAAUCAAACAGAUGCUGCCUUUAUAUCUUUUUCAAAAGUCUCUGACAAUGAUUUUUGGCAGAAUGAAAUUGACCAUUCCCAAGGACAGAGUCUCGCUCUGUUAUUUUUUUUCCUCAUCUCUCCCACACAAUUAAGGUAGCCUCACCUUGCCACUCCACGACGGGGGCGCAAAAGUAACCGUAGAAGCAGCUAGAUUAGAACUGGCAGAAAAAAACAAAGGAGAAAAACCGCAG